GGUCCCCCCGGCCCACCCGGUCCACAGGGUGAAGUGGGUAUGCCUGGCGAGGAGGGUGAACAGGGUCCACCGGGACCUCAAGGGCAACCGGGAGAAUUCAGUACCGAGUACCACCGCAUGUUCCGCCGUCCUGACCGAAGGAACCCCGACGAGAUGAUGAAUGAUGCUCCUGCCAACGGUAUUGACUCCUUCGAAGACUUGCCAAUGUCGGAUGCUCCGGAAGCUGAGUGCGGUGGCCAGGAUGAGGAUGCCUUUACCGCGAUUCAGCGCAUCUCUGCGAUGGUCGAUCGCCUCUACACAGCUUCAGGCACCCAGCGCUUCCCCGCUCUAAGUUGCGCCGACCUGGCUCAUCACGCACCAAACACAAAGGAUGGUGAAUACUACAUAGACCCGAACGGUGGGCAUUGGCGUGACUCCUUCCUUGUGCGCUGUCAAAUGUCUACUCUGUCCACCAUCAUCGAGGCGAACCCCGAUGCCUCGGCCGUCUCCUAUGAUCGAGCCCACUCCAGAGAGGGCACUUUCUGGUAUGCGGAAGCCGCCUUCAAAAACCCCGAUGCUGAACUCGGCUACCACAUCUCAAAGGAUCAGUUGGCCCUUCUUCAGCGAGCUAGUGAACUCGCUACUCAAAAACUAGUCAUUUCUUGCCGUUACUAUGAGCCAACGGGUGAAAUUAUUCUACUGGGCGAUGAUAACAAACCCAUCAAUCUCACCCAGAGCGAUUCGGUCCUCCUGAACAUUGAUAUCGUGGAGAACACAUGCUCGGUGAGUCCUUAUGUUCUUCUACAAUGCCCAUUCAAAGGCCUAUGA
Dibothriocephalus latus is the source of this 807-nucleotide messenger RNA. NCBI's taxonomy places the organism in Eukaryota, Metazoa, Platyhelminthes, Cestoda, Diphyllobothriidea, Diphyllobothriidae. The record is from the annotation of a GenBank genome assembly.